This is a messenger RNA of Tuber aestivum (summer truffle), 4981 nucleotides long. Lineage: Eukaryota; Fungi; Ascomycota; Pezizomycetes; Pezizales; Tuberaceae. The record is from the annotation of a GenBank genome assembly.
CUCCUCAACUCUCUUACCAAAAUCACCCCCUGCUCUAAUGCUACCACAACUGCUGCUACAUAUUAUCAUAUUUACCUCACCACUCCCAGCCUUUCUUCCCUGUCUACAUAACUGACCUUCCUCGCUCCCUGGAGCUCCAUCACCUCUGUGCCGGUAUACUUCUUUUGGGUAAUGCACUGUUUGUUGGUCUCAAAUUAAUAGAAGGGAAGGAAAGAGAGAAGAGAGAGAGAGCGAGAGGAUAAGGGAGGCCGGGAGCUUUUGGAAUCUAUGGGAGAAUUUUCGGGGAAAGGAAGCAUCACAAAUCGGGAUUCACCAUGAAUACUUCAUCCCAUUUGAUCUCCACUCACUCCUCCCAAUCCGAGUACGAUGAGGAGACAAGCAUGGAGACUACGAAUUGGCAGCAAAUGCCGCCUGUUAGGCAGACAGCAUCGUCGCCAAUUGCCGGGGGUGGCGCGCCCUCUUCAGUCCCAGCUAAAGCGCAAACCCUACCACUCCAGAAGCGCCGUAGAGUCACUCGGGCUUGCGACGAAUGUCGGAGGAAGAAGAUUAAGUGUGAUGGCAAACAGCCUUGCACCCAUUGCACUGUUUACAGUUAUGGUUCGUGUCGCCUUUUCUAUUUUCUAUUUUCGGGGCAAGAUGUCCCCUUCCUGCCUCGUUUUACUGCCCCUGUGCGAAUUAAACUUUAUUUAAGGCAGCGGAGGAGGAGUUUCCGUCUAAACUAACAUUUGCGGUAUGGUUGUGAAUAGAAUGCACCUACGAUCAACCCUCAAAUCGAAGGCGUAACCCUGCCCCGCAAUACAUCGAAGCCCUGGAGACGCGGCUUCAUCGGAUGGAGGCUCUGCUCAAAGUAUUACUUCCCGAUGUUGAUGUGAACCAUCCAAACUUUGACCUCAGCAAGUUGCUAUCGCAGAUGCAGACGAACGGAGUAGCCCGUAACGCGGGAAAGGAUGUAACCGCAGGUUGUGGCCGCGCCCCAGGCGUUAACGGGAGCGCUGCAACAUCUAUACCGGUGGAGAAGGAUUCCCUUUUGGAAUCCAUGGUCGAAGCGGCUGGCCGUCUGGACAUUGAUGAGAGUGGGCAUAUGGACUUUCAUGGCCAUUCAUCGGGGGUAGCCUUUCUCGCCCAUCUUAACACACAGCUGUCGGAUCUACUCGGCGAUGAUGCUACCGCGAAGGCCAUGUUAAAAGUGCGCGCUGCAGCCUUCCCGGCGGUCUUUGACACCCCUGGCUCAACGGCCGAUUCCCCCUUCGAUGGCCAUGCCCCAAAUACUUCCAUGUUACCUGCAAGGGAGGUCUCAAAGGUUCUGCUGGACGUUUGUAUGGAUGAUGCUUGUGUCCUCAUGCGCUUUGUGCACCGGCCGACCUUUGAUGAUAUGACGAAUCGAAUAUAUGAGAAGGAUCCGAAUGAUUUCGGGGAUGACGAGAACAAUCACCUACCAUUGCUAUAUCUCGCUCUUAGUGUUGGAUGCAUAUUCUCUAGUGACCUUUCGCAGAUUGGAAUUCCAGACCCGGUUGCCGAAGGGUGAGAUUGAGAUCCAUGGGGCCCAGUGUCCGAUCACUAUUGACGAUUUUUAGGACUAAAUAUUUCAAUAUCGGGCGUCGUAUGAUAGAGAUUACAGAUUGCUGGGAUAUCCCAUCCAUCCAGUGUGUUGUCAUGAUGGUUCUGUUUCUUCAGUCGUCUGCUAGGAUGUCAACAUGCUACUCCUACGUGGGGAUAGCUUUGUCUGCCUCGGUGCGCAUGGGGCUUCAUCGUUCGUUGCCAGAGACAACGUUUGAUCCUAUCGAGCGUGAAACUCGGAAACGGGUAUUUUGGACUGUGCGGAAGAUGGAUACGUAUGUGGGCGCCUUGUUAGGUUUGCCAAAGGGGAUCGCGGAUGAGGAUAUAGAUCAGGAGAUGCCGGCCGAAGUGGAUGAUGAGUUUAUCACCAAAGAUGCUAUCCUCCCGCAACCAGAUGGAGUGAUGCCGGUGAUUCUUGCAGCAAAUGCCCAUUGCAGGCUAUUGAAGGUAAUGGCAAAGAUGGUGAAAUACAUAUACCCCCUGAAGGGGGUCGAGGCUAGCGUUACCGGGAAGGGAUCGAGUUACAGUGUCAGCUCUUCAAAACUGCGCGAGAUUGAGGGCGACCUUCAGGAAUGGCUCGAGAAGUUGCCAAUGCAGUUGAGGCCGGGAGGAGAUACUCCCGAAGAGUUACAGAAGUAUAUGAUCCACCCUGCAGCCAUAGCAAAAUGCUGAUCUAAAACAGGGUACAAUACCUCUUGAAGAUGGCUUUUGCUCACGUCCAAAUGAUGCUAUACCGUCCUUUCCUGCAUUACAUCUCCCGUCCGAAAAACGAAGGCUGUGAUGAGCGGCCUUAUGCCAGCGCCGCCAACUGCGUGAACGUUUCUAGGAAGAUCGUCCACACGGCGGGCGAGAUGAGAAGAUUGGGUAUCCUUAAUGGCGCCUACUGGUUCACGAUGUAUACAUGCUUCUUUUCCGUCAUUACCCUUGUGUACUUUGUGCUGGAGAGCCCGGAGGAGAUAACUUCCUUGGCGGUGCUGCGGGAUGCGGAGACGGGCAGGGAGUUAUUGGAAAGCAUGAAGGAUAGGAGCCUAGCUGCGAAAAGAUGCUCGGUGGCAUUGGCGGUGUGUUGCACCCAGUGUUUGAAGGGGAGCACUUGUACUGACGUAUCAGACGCUCUUUGGAAACCUUCCAGAAAACCUCCGGCCGGGAUUAGAAAAAGCAAACUUGGCAACCGGAAAGAAGCGGGCCAGGGCAGGCUCGCAAACAAAAGCCGGCUCGGAAGACCCACCGGCACACUGGAGCAGCCGAGAGUCAUCCGGCACCAUAUCACCGGAUGUAGAUGAGCAAAAUCGACGUUCCAGAACCUUUCCUUUGUCCCCAAUGGUCGAGUCGAGACGACAGUCAAUGCCGCUAGAGCUCCAGAGGGGCAACCUCACGCCCACCCAGGAUCCCCACGUAACACGAAGGGGCUCGUAUGAGCUCUACCACACAGGCUCCGGCUUCUCAUCUGGCGUAGAGACCCCAGAUCAGACAAUGUCCUUCCAGUUACCCGGGAGCGGGCUGCUGGACCUCAAUCAAAUGAUGUUCCAGUCAACAGACCCCUUCGGCUACAACUACUCGUCAAUACAUGCUCCGCACUCAACAACCUACGCUGAGCGCCCGCAAGGCACCCCUGGUAAAAUGGACCAUAGCUCGUCCCCCCCCGAAAGCCACUUCCGUGCGUCCGGCAGUGGCGGGAGUGGUAACCCAUACGACAGUCUUGAAGUGCAACUAUUCGGUCCCCUCCCACCGUACCUCCUCCAAGGCCAGCCCGAGGUUCCGGAAGGCUCUUCCCCGGUCACGCCAGGUCCGGACAUCCGGAUGAUCCCUAGCAGCAGUACCCAGCUGAACUUUAUGGGCGUUACCUCGGGGCCUGCUGGACUUGAUGGGCUCUUCGGAGGUGAGUGGGAUGAGAUGUUGCAGAGGCAGGGCAAUCCUUAGAUUUGGAGCCUUUCUUUUUCCUUUCCACCAGUUCUGCUUGCCUUUAGGAACAUUUUUGUCGCUUUUACGCUACAAAUAGGUUACCGGUAAUGGAAUUCCCACCCCUUCUCCCUUUCACAUUUCCCCUCCUUUUUUCUUGUCCGUUCACAGGUUUCCUUCCCUGUAUCUAUCUACCUGCAUCGCUGGCGUACCUUUUUUUUUUCCCUUCUUUUUUCUAUCAUUGAUUGAGGCAUGUGUCCAUUGUAUCACCUACUCGUAUUCUCUCAUUACCCAGUCAUUGGUUCAUUAGCUCGUUCAUUCAUUCCUUUAUUCGUUCGUUACCCACAUUAGCAAAGGGAUGUUUUUCUUGCCGGGGGGAUAGGUCUUGGAAACAUGAGAGAAAAGCUGAGGUAGAUUGGAGUUGGGUGUAUUUUUCGUCAUUUUCACCAUUGGAGUAUAUUGCUGUGUUUUUGUUUUGUUUUGUUUUGUUUUUUUUGGUGUGGAGAUAUGAGCACGGUGCUGUACUGUGCGAGUAUCGUGUUGGUCGUUUCAUCGAUGGAUUGAUGUGGUGCACUCUACCGUACCCCGCGAGAAAAGUCCGAUUGGUCGGUAUGGGGUUAACCGAGGUUGUGGGUGGGGUUCCCGUAGCUUGGGCGAGUGAGGGGUUGUGUGAGCGAUUUCGUGUGUUGGGAUCGUGGGUUCGAGGGAGAGAGGAGAGGGGUGUGAGAUCUUUUCCUUCAAAUUUAAUAAUGAUGGGGCAUGCACUGGAUACUUGGCUCACCCCCAGAGGCGAUGCCAGGAAAUUUUGGCCAGGCCCAAGACGAGUUGGCUGGCGUUGCAAAACCUUGGCUUUGAAAGGUUGUGUAUGGAUGUUCCACGGUUAUGAUACUUUAUAGAUAUAUGAGAGGAGGAAGUAAUCCUGGCACCGAUAGCUACAUAGUGCGAGUCCAAGCGGGCCUCUCAUACUCCACCAUGCCUCAUCCCACCCAUAACCCACGCUGACCGGCAACAUCAAGCAUCUCACGAACAUCCCGAUUGAUAACAGACCCAUCCCCACCGGACAAAUCAGAACAUCACACGCGAAACGUAAUCUAUCCUAAGCCUAUCCGCUUUUUGCAUCCUUAAACGGCCACGGGCCACUGGCUUGCCGGGCCAAGAUGCCUAGCAGAUCUAUCAGUACGACAAAAAUGCGGCGGGACAUGUAUACGCGCACACUUUAGCAGAGAACAUCCCGCAGCCGUGAGCACGAUAUAAUGGGGCCUUUACGUCUGAAGAUUGUCGCAUUUCUCGAUCGAAGAGGCACAAGUCAGGUUAAAUUACCGGGAAGAUCAACCUACUAUUUAUCUAUCUUACCCCGAGCCCACCACACCGCAAUGCCUCGGGGAAGGGGAGGGAAGCGGGGGUUAAGAGUGCUGACGGUUGCUGACCAAGUGGGUUGGGAGAUUUGGGCAAUGCAGCGGUAGGGCUGAGAUCUUCCAGGCCCCGGAAGGCACUUUCUCGAUAGCUUGUGCCCGGGUUGGUGGGC